CUCUGCUGUUGCCCGUCGUCAUCGGCCUCCCUCCAGCACCACAACCCCACAUGUAUCUAUACUCGUUCGACUCGCCGUUCUUACGCGAACAUGCUGGACAGUUGUGUCUAAUCUAUUUUCUUCUCUAUAUGCUAUCUACAAGCACAAACAAUAGACCCAUCUGGAGGCAACUGCGGGGACCAUACAUCGGGGUCAAUGUCCGACAGCAGCAACUGCUCCAGUGGCAGCGCACAUAGAUGGAAUAGAUUCUAAACCCCCUUUUACUAUUCAAUUCUGGUGACUGCAGCUAUCCUGAUACAUUUCUUCACAAGGUCUUCCAACAGCACCAUUAUCUCGUGCAUUUUCAUCUCACAAGCGGUUGUAUAGAU
Molecule: messenger RNA, 368 nt
Organism: Aspergillus saccharolyticus JOP 1030-1
Lineage: Eukaryota; Fungi; Ascomycota; Eurotiomycetes; Eurotiales; Aspergillaceae
Exons: 1
Coding region: 51-236 (61 amino acids)
Source: RefSeq, a predicted model, not a curated record